AUUAUUUCUUUUCUUUUUCCUCAAAGAAAGAAAGAAAGAAAUUGGCAGAAGAAUGCGAAACACAAGGAUCCAGCUGUAACACGGAAAAACAGGUGUUUGGGAAGCAAAAGAGAAUGAAAACCGAAAACAUAACUCAAGUGGAAGAAGAGAAGCACUCCUUUUCCUUCCAGCACACUGAUCAUUCUGAACCUCUAACCUCAGAACCAAAUAACAUGGAGUGCGCCGGCUGUGGGGAAGUGUGCAAAUGUCACGCACAGUUAAACAUAGAUGCCGAUCCUCACAAAGGAGGUAAACCAUACAAAUGCAUGGAAUGUGGAAUGAAUUUUAGUCAGUCCAGUUAUUUAAAGUCACAUGAAAAAACACACACAGGGGAGAAACCACAUAAAUGCAUGGAAUGUGGAAAGGGCUUCAGCAAAAAAGCAAAUCUACAAGUACAUCAGAGAAUACACACAGGAGAGAAGCCAUACCAAUGCAUGGACUGCGGAAAGAGCUUCAGCGAUGGUGGAUCAUAUAGUAAACAUCUAAGAGUUCACACAGGAGAAAAACCAUAUAUAUGUAUGGAAUGUGGAAAGACCUUCAGUAACCGUACACAACUUUGUGGACAUCAAAGAACCCACACAGGGGAGAAACCAUACAGAUGCAUGGAAUGUGGAAAGGGCUUCAGUGAGAAUGCAAAUCUACGUAGACAUCAAAGAACACACACAGGAGAGAAGCCAUACGAAUGCAUGGAAUGUGGAAUGAGCUUCAGUUACAGUGGAAGUCUACGUUCGCACCAAAGGACCCACACAGGAGAGAAACCCUAUGAAUGCAUGGAAUGUGGAAAGAGCUUCACUCGGAAUUCAGCUCUCCGUGUACAUCAGAAAAGACACACAGGGGAGAAACCACACAAAUGCAUGGAAUGUGGGAAGAGCUUCCGUCAAAGAGAACAACUGCAUUUACAUCAAUACACCCAUACAGGGGAGAAGCCAUAUGAAUGCACGGAAUGUGGAAAGAGCUUCAGUAAUAGGAAAGCAUGGAAUCUACAUCUCAGGACUCACUUGGGUGAGAAGCCGUACAAAUGCGUGGAAUGCGAUAAAACCUUCCGGUGCAGUUCAAAUCUACAGUCACAUAAAAAAUCUCACAGAGAAGAGAAACCAUACAAAUGCAUGGUGUGUGAAAAGCAUUUCAGUCGGGCUUGUCAUCUGCGCGUACAUGAAAGAACGCAUUCUGGAGACAAACCCUAUAAAUGCAUGGAAUGUGGAAAGAGCUUCAGUCAGAUGGCAAAUCUACGUGUCCAUGAAAGGACACACACAGGGGAGAGACCAUAUGAAUGCAUAGAAUGUGGAAUGGGCUUCUGUGAUAGUGGCUCAUGUAAUAAACAUCUAAGGACCCACACAGGGGAGAAACCAUAUGAAUGCGUGGAAUGUGGAAAGAGUUUCAGUUGCAGUUCUAAUCUACAUGCACAUCAAAGAACCCACACAGGGGAGAAACCGCAUGAAUGCAAGGAAUGUGGAAUGAGCUUCUCUACUAGUAGCAGUUUGCAGUCGCAUCAAAAAACCCACACUGGGGAGAAACUGCAUGAAUGCAUGGAGUGUGGAAAGAGCUUCUCUCACGGUUACACUUUGCAAGCACAUCAAAGAACCCACACAGGAGAUAAACCAUAUCAAUGCAUGGAGUGUGGAAAGAGCUUCAGGAGCAGUGGACAUUUGCGUGCCCAUCUUAGGACCCACACAGGGGAAAAGCCAUAUAAAUGCAUGGAGUGUGGAAAGGCCUUCAGCAGAAGUGGAAAUUUGCAUGCCCAUCAUAGGACCCACACAGGGGAAAAACCAUAUGAAUGCACGGAGUGUGGAAAGAGCUUCAGGGACAUUGGACAUUUGCAUGCCCAUCACAGGACCCACAUGGGAAAAACCACAUAAAUGUAUGGAAUGUGGAAAGGCCUUCAACAGAAGUUGCUCAUACAGUAAAUAUCUAAG
Anolis sagrei ordinatus is the source of this 1952-nucleotide messenger RNA. The record is from RefSeq and is a predicted model, not a curated record. Lineage: Eukaryota; Metazoa; Chordata; Lepidosauria; Squamata; Anolidae.